UCAGCCAUGGAAAUAAAGGGGCUCAUGGUGUGUUUGGCUGCUGCUCUCUUGGCAGUAUGUCAUGGUUGUUCUACAGGAAAGGAGUUUAUUACGACAUUUCUUCCUAACUUCCAGCGUACUUUUAGAAAAGACCACAGACUCCAUGUGGUUCUGACGGCUCAGAGCUCUGAAGCCAGUGUUAACAUACAGGUGGGUUCAGUGGACUUCCGCAGCCAGCUGACUCUCUCUGCCGGCGAAAGCCGUUGGGUUUCUCUACCAUGUGGAUCUGAACUGCAGGAUCAGUUUGUUUCUGAAAACUCAGCUGUUCGAAUCUCAUCUAGUGCUGAAAUCUCUGUGGUCUCGUUCAAUCGUCGCCACGCCACAGGAGAUGGCACAGUAGUUUCUCCAAAAGAACAGCUGGGUACUGAAUACUUUGUCUACACACCCGAAGGAGGCAUUAAGAGCAUGGACAAGCUACUGGCUAUCGUUAACGGUAAUAGCCAUAACCAGAUCACCAUUAUACCUGGUGCUGAUGUGUUGCUAAGAGGUCAAAAUAGGUGGCAGCGUGGGAAGGCAGUCACCUUUACCCUGGCACCAUACGCAUCCUACCUUGUGCGAAGUCACACAACUUUGACAGGCACACGCAUUCGAUCCCAGCAGCCUGUAGCUGUCUUAGCAGGCCACCAGUGUCUGACAUUGGGUGUUAAAUGUGAACAUGUGUACGAACAGCUCCCUCCUGUGGCAAGCCUGGGUAAACAGUACAUGGUACCCACCACUGGCACCUGCAAGACCACAAACUGGGCAGUAAUCGUAGCUGCUGAAGACAACACUGAGGUGACACUGCACAAGGGCGUACACUCACAAAAACAGAAGCUGAAGACAGCUGGGGAAGUCACCUUCCAGAAACUGAUCUUCAGACAUCCACUGGUUAUCGAGAGCGACAAGAAAGUAAUGGUGUUGCUUCUCAGCAACAAUAAACCAAAUGAUCCUUUCCUAAUAACACUCACCCCUACAUGCCAGCUUGCCACUGAUUGGGCGGUGGAGACAGUUGACGGGCUCCAAAGUACAGUUGCUAUUUUGUCAGAGAGGGAGGGCUCAGGCAGUGUGAAGGUGUGUCUGAAGGGACACUGCUUCUCACCCAAGUGGAGUACCUUCUUGUCAGACAAGCGCUGGGUGUGGUCUAAUGUAGCUGUGGGGCAACAGCAGAGUCAUGUAACCGUGGAAGGUGAUGCACGGAUGGCAGUCUACGUGUACGGUGGGAAAUACCGGCAUGCGUAUGGAACUGCUGGAAUUUGCUCUGAAGGUGCCCCUCCACCUACACCCCCCAAGGAUCCCUGUGAAGAGGUGAAGUGUCGAGUGAAGGAACGUUGUGAGAAAGGAGCCUGCGUCCAUGUUUCCACAGCAACCUGCCAUGUGUUGGGUGACCCCCACUACUUGACGUUUGAUGGCCAGCGCUAUGACUUCCAGGGUUCCUGCACCUACAUUGUGACAACAGUUGCAAAGGUGGCAUCCGACCUUGUGCCUUUCACUGUGACGACCAAGAAUGACCACCGAGGUAGCCAUCGAGUUUCCUUUGUGAGGACUGUAACUGUCAGUGUUCACAAGCAGACAGUUAUCAUUGGCAAACACAGAGGAAAAGUACAGGUGAAUGGAGAACUCCAGCACCUGCCUGUCAGCUUGUUGUCAGGCCAGGUCUCUAUAAGGCAGAGUGGAAACUAUGCUGUUCUCAAAACUGACUUUGGCCUGACAGUGAAAUAUGACUGGAACAUGAGGCUGUACAUCACGGUGCCGUCCUCCUACUAUGAACACUUAGGUGGCCUCUGUGGAAACUACAAUGGAGACAGGAAAGACGACCUACCUGCUACUAAAGGCUCCCGUAUCUCUGCUGUGCUGGAGAUGAUCCAGCAGUGGAAGGUGAAAGACUCUGAUCUGUUCUGUCACGAUAACUGUGCUGGUCGCUGUCCCCAGUGCUCACCACAGCAGCAGGCCCACUACAGCCAACCCACACUCUGCGGGAUUCUCACACAGGCAGAUGGGCCAUUUUCAGCCUGCCACAAAAGUGUUGACCCAUCUAUAUACCUGGAUAACUGUGUCUAUGAUACCUGUGUCAACAAAGGUGCAAGGCAGGUGCUCUGUGAUAACCUGAAGAGUUAUGAUGAUUCCUGUCAGACAGAGAAAGUGAAAGUCAACCCUCAGUGGAGAAUGAUUACCAAAUGUUUCCCCUCCUGUCCAGCAGGCAGCCACUAUGAGGCAUGUGGUUCAGCCUGCCCUGCUUCCUGUGCGUUACUGGACAGUGAAGAGCAAUGUAAAGAACCCUGUGUGGAGGGAUGCCAGUGCAAUAAAGGACUGGUGCUUAGUGGAGACAGAUGUGUUCCUAAGUCUAGCUGUGGAUGUCAGUAUCAGGGCAGAUAUUACCCAUCAGCCACCACUUUCUGGGGUGAUAACACUUGCACCACCAAGUGUCAGUGCCUUAAUGGGCAAACCAAGUGCAAACCGUUUACCUGUAAGAAGACUGAGCACUGUGUCUUGAAGGAUGGGGUCAGGGACUGCUACCCAGCAUCCUAUGCAACGUGCCAGGGCGCCGGAGACCCCCACUACAGAAGCUUUGACAAUCGCCGGUUUGAUUUCCAGGGCACUUGCAUCUAUGUUCUGUCUCAAUACAUCACCAAGGGAUCAGACCAGGGCCUGGUGCCAUUCCAGGUGCUGGUCCAGAAUGAGAACCGAGGCCGUAACAAGGCUGUGUCCUACACCAAGUCUGUCUCACUCAGUGUAUUUGGUAACCUCACUGUCAGCAUGAGUCGUGCCGGCCCGGGGAAAAUUCUGUUAAACAGUCAGUCGGUGAACCUGCCUUACUCCAUGGAAGAUGGCAAGCUUUCCUUGUUCCGGCGUGGCUACUUCGGCGUGGUGACAACUCAUUUUGGUUUGACGCUCAAGUUCAACUGGAACAGUCACGUCAGCCUGACUUUGCCCAGUUCAUACUCUUCUGCUACAACUGGUUUGUGUGGAAACUACAAUGGAAAAGCUGGUGAUGACUUACUGACCCCUGAUGGCACACAGGCCAAACACAUCAAUGCCUUUGGACACAGCUGGAAGACAGGAGAAGACGCAGGCUGCACUAGUGACUGUCCUGGAGGUAAAUGUCCUGAGUGUGAGCCUGCUCUGCUACUACGUUACCAACAGGGGCGCUACUGUGGAAUCAUAGCUGACAAGAGUGGGCCGUUCAGGCAGUGUCACAGCAAACUGGACCACACCUCCUUCCUCACAGACUGUGUUUUUGAUUUGUGUUUGUACCAAGGCCAUGUCUCUGCCCUGUGCAACAGUCUGUCAGUUUUCAGCACUUCCUGUCAAGACGCGGGAGCUACAGUGGAGAGUUGGAGAACCGAACAGUUUUGUCCUCCAUCAUGUGGUGCAAACAGUCACUAUGAGCUGUGCGCCCCCCCCUGUCAGCUUACCUGCAGUGGUCUCACCCCCCCUGAGGGCUGUGACGAAUCCAGCCCCUGCACAGAAGGCUGCGUGUGUGAUGAUGGAUUUGUGCUGAGUCAUGACAAGUGUGUACCUCUAGCAGAAUGUGGCUGCCAGUACGAAGGACAGUAUUAUCAAAGUGGACAGGUGUUCUAUCCAGGAGCGUCCUGUAACACCCGAUGUGUCUGCUCAGAUGGUGGAGAAGUACAGUGUGAUAAUAAAUUCCAAUGUUCGCCCAACGAGAAGUGCGUGGUUAAAGACGGUUUCGCCUCCUGUUCUCCCAAAAGUGUUGGUUCCUGUUCUGUGAGCGGAGUCAGAACAGUCAGGUCCUUUGAUGGACAGGCAUAUCCUCUGUGGGGGAACUGUUUGUUCACAUUGUCAGAGAUGGAGGAGAAGGAAGGAGGGAUGACGGCCUUCUCUGUGCUGGUACAGCAGCAAACCAGUAAGGACGGUAUCGUCUAUCGCAGUGUGGAGCUCCAGGUUUACGACAUGGGAAUCACACUGGAGACUGGAGUUGUUUGGGAAGUUAAGGUUGAUGACAUCAGAGUCUCCCUUCCUGUGUUACUAGCUGGUGGAAAAGUGCGGGCACAUCAAAACGGCAUCAACAUCAUCAUUGAAACUGACUUUGAUCUGACGCUGACCUAUGACAGCGUGGCAGGCUUGUUGUUGCAAAUCCCAUCUACCUAUCAGGGCUCACCACGCGGUCUCUGUGGCAACUACAAUGGGGAAAUAUCUGAUGACCUGGGAUCAGCCAGUCAGAAGCCAGCAGACAUUGCAGCAACUUGGGUAGUGAAGAAGGACAACGCUUCCUGUGAGACAGGCUGUGGUGCCAGUUCCUGCCCUGAACCAGAUGGACAGAAGGUCCCAGAGGCCAAGAAGGCCUGUGACAUCAUCAAAGCUCAGCAGGGUCCAUUUGCAGGAUGCCACUCAACCGUGAACCCAACUCCCGACUAUGAAGCCUGUGUCAGGGAGAUGUCCACAGGCAAAGGGGGCGAGAACGUCCUGUGUCGUCACAUCCAGAAUUAUGUCACUGCCUGUCAACUAGCCGGUGCCAAGAUAAACAAAUGGAGGAGCGACGCCUUCUGUCCCGUCAAGUGUCCAGCAGGAAGUCACUAUGAGCUGUGCACCUCUGCCUGUUCCUCCACCUGCUUCUCACUGGAGCAGGCAGAGCCCUGCCCACUGUGCCAGGAGGGCUGCGAGUGUGACGAAGGCCUCAUGUCUGACGGAGUCCGCUGUGUUCCUGUGGAGAAAUGUGGCUGUGUAGUGGAUGGACAAUAUUAUAAGUCUGGUGCAUCAGUUUAUAUGGAGGACUGCUCAGAGCGCUGUGUCUGCCAGUCUGGACAAUUCAGCUGCAACUCCACAAGCUGCCAGGAGGAAGAGGAAUGUCGCAACAAGGAUGGAAUAAUUGGCUGCUACUCCAAAGACCCUUGUGCUGAGGUUGAGUGCAGGAUAAAGGAGCACUGUGAGGUGUCAGAAGGCCAGGGAGUGUGCGUGCCUAACUCGAAGGCCUUGUGCUGGGCUUUCGGCGACCCACACUACACCACGUUUGACGGCUGGAGCUACCCGUUCCAGGGAACCUGCACCUACGUCCUCGUCAACACCACAGGUCUUGAUCCCUCCCUGCCUGAGGUAACUGUGACCACCAAGAACGAGCUCCGUGGGAACUCCGAUGGCUCCUUCGUGCGUUCAAUCACUGUGGAGAUGCUGAGCCACCGUAUAUUCAUCCCAAACGAAAGAGGCGUCAUAUUGGUGGACGGCAUCAGGACAGAACUUCCUGUCCUUCUCGAAGAGGGCAGCAUCUCCAUCACACAGUCUGGAAUAAGAGGAACACUCCAGAGUAAUAUUGGCGUCGAAGUCACUUUUGAUUGGUCCACCCUCGCCAUGGUGUCCAUCACCAGCAGUUACUAUGGUAACGUUGCCGGGCUCUGUGGAAACUACAACGGCAGCAAGGAGGACGAUCUGACGGACGCCAGAGGCAAAAUAGCAGUUAAUGUGACAGAAUGGGCUGGAACAUGGAGCAUCAAGGACGGCGACCCCUUCUGUUACCAUUAUUGUGAGGGGGUGUGUCCCCAGUGCUCUGAGGAGGACCGCAUAAAGUACACUGGUCCAGAGUACUGUGGCAUCCUCAGCGAUAAGAAGGGCCCUUUCUCUGGCUGUCACGGUUCUGUGCCAGUAGCAGAGUAUGUGUCCGACUGUUUGUAUGACGUCUGCACCAAUGAAGGACGACAUGAGGUGCUGUGCGAUGCCCUGAGCGGUUACCUGGCUGAAUGCCAGGAAGCUGGAGCGUCCAUGUCGCCAUGGAGACAACUGGCCAACUGUUCUGUUGAAUGCCCCCCCCACAGCCACUACCAGGUGUGUGGCUCAGCCUGUCCAGCCAGCUGUGGUCCUCAGCCAGAGGUGUGCCCUAAGGUCUGUGUGGAGGGCUGUUUCUGUGACCCUGGAUAUGUGCGCAGUGGAAAAGAGUGUGUUAUCAAGGAGAAGGGCUGCGGCUGUAACCAUGAGGGCUAUUAUUACCUGCCAGGUGAGGAGUUCUGGGGCGACUCCCAGUGUGAGAAGAAGUGUGUGUGCGAUUCAGCAACACAAAAAGUGCAAUGCGAGCAGACUCAGUGUCGAUCUGGAGAGAAAUGCGGCAUUGUGGACGGAGUCCAAGACUGUUACCCAAUCAGCUUCAAAACAUGCAGCGCGCACGGAGAUCCACACUUUUACACCUUCGACGGACGCAAGUUCGACUUCCAGGGCAACUGUGUCUACAAGCUGGCCGGUGUGUGUGGAGACAUUAAAGGUCUGAAGCACUUUGAGGUCAGCCUGGAGAACAACAACCGUGGCAACAAACGAGUAUCAUACGCCAAAGUGGUGACUGUUAAAGUCUAUGACACCUCAUACACACUGUCAGUGGACUACCCAGGCAGAGUGCUGGUGGACGGACUUGAAAACUCCCUACCAUUCUCAUACAAUCAAUCACUGCUCCAAGUUUAUCGCAGACACAGGCUGGCUGUCAUUGAGACACAUUUUCUUAAGGUCUCCUUUGACUUUGCAAGUGCAGUGAGGGUGGAGCUGGCUACUAGUUAUCAGAACGCCACCUGUGGUCUCUGUGGAAACUUCAACAACAACCCAGCCGAUGAUCUGAUGCUGCCUAAUGGGAAGCUGGCCUCCAACGCCAACGAGUUUGGAGUGAGCCAGUGGCUGGCCGAUGUGGAGGGCUGCUCUCAUGAGUGUAAAGACUGUGCUCAGCCCCUCCCUCCUGACGUCAAACCACCCAGCUACACAUCGGUCUGCGAUAUCAUAACAGCGAAGGAUGGGCCCCUGGCUGACUGCGUGGGCCGGGUAGAUGCCCAGCAGUACCGCGACGACUGUAUCUACGACAUGGUGCUGAAUGACGGGAAACAGCAGCCAGCCUGCGACAUCAUCAGCGACUACGUGGAAGAGUGUCAGAGGAAAGGCGGCUGUGUGAAGUCAUGGAGGACGAGGCAGCUCUGUUGGAUGCAGUGUGCACGCAACAGUAUGUACAGUGUCACAGCUCCUGGCUGUCCAAUCAGCUGCACCUCUCUGUCUCCGCCGGCAGAGUGUCAAACCCCACCCAGUGAGGGCUGUGUGUGUAACCCUGGUUACCUGCUGAGUCAGGAUCGCUGUGUGCCACUGGCUGAGUGCGGCUGCCACUUCAAUGGUCAGUACGUUGUGUCUGGACAGAAAUUCUACGCUGACUCUGACUGCCAGCGCUUCUGUGUGUGUCAUGGAGGGGUGGUCACCUGUAAGAACAAACCCUGCACAAAGAAGCAGAAAUGUGGAGUGAGGAAGGGAGUGAGGGGCUGCAUCGGCAAAGGACUGUUCUCUUUUAUCCGUGGUGUGUUCAAAGGAUAGAAGAGGGACAGAUGCAUGGGUUAUUAAAUCCAUUUUUUAGGGGGAACACAUAUUGUGUUUGUUGUGUAUUGUAUGUUAUCAGCUAUAUAUAGGUGUGUUCAGGUACUAAAAAAUCUUAUGUCCAAGGUCAACUUCUAUUUAAAUCAUAAAUCAAAAUCAAAUCAAAAACAAACUGAAUAAUGAUUUUUCUGAUUACCAAAUGUCUUUAUUACACUAACGGUUUACUCCAGGUUACAUCAUAGUUGUAUUAGGCUGCAUUAGUGUAAGCUGGGAGUACUCAGUAUACUGGCAUCCGAGUGUACAGUGUGAAGCAAUGAUAAUUCUAUCAUGUGUCUUUGUAUCUUUACAUUUUGUAAUGCUUUUUUUUUUCAGUUUCUCACAGAAUCUUCAGUUUUAGUGAAACAAAUGAAGACUUGUGCUACUCUCUUCUAAUUGUGGAAGAUUGUAGUGACCUUUGUUCUCAUCCUCCUUCUUCCUGUUCCUCCCACAUACACAGUAUACACACAGUAUACACACAGUAUCUGCAGUAAGCUGUACAGAACAUUUCAGUCCUUACAAAUCAGUUUGUUUCUAAUGACCAUUAAAAUUGUUUCAGCAGCAAAAAUGUAUCUGUGAUUGACGUACA
This is a messenger RNA of Toxotes jaculatrix (banded archerfish), 7924 nucleotides long. Its product is annotated as IgGFc-binding protein-like. Bases 7 to 7299 code for a protein of 2430 amino acids. Gene Ontology annotation, cellular component: extracellular matrix. The transcript is spliced from 35 exons. NCBI's taxonomy places the organism in Eukaryota, Metazoa, Chordata, Actinopteri, Toxotidae. Gene Ontology annotation, molecular function: protein binding. The record is from RefSeq and is a predicted model, not a curated record.